CACACCAGCGGGCCGGCCGGGCCCAGGCGCGCAUGCGCACACACCUUCCCUCCGGGGGCCGGCGGGACCGGCUGGCUUCCCAGAGUGCUGUCCAGCUCAGCCAGUUGAUGCCAAGAUCGGAUGACCCUGACCCGACACCCGCCUCCUUUCCCCGGGCCCUCUUGCAAUAUCGCGCCACAAAGGUCCCCUUAAAGCAGGCCUCCAUAGCUUCCUGUUUUGAGUGAGGCUUGGAACUCAUCCACUACCCAACACCGCUGGACUCUCAACCCUGCACAGAGAAUGACCGAGGACAUAAGCAGCCACGGGCAGUCUGCUUCCUGAUGGCGCCCGGCCCAUCGUUGGUGAUGGCAGCGGAGACGGACAGGGCCCACGCCCUCCUCCAGACUUUCAGCUCGGCUUCCGUGGUUUCCGGCCUCGGCUUGGGGGCCUUCUGCUUCGUGGCCGACAGGGUCCUUCAGCUGUCGGCCGUCCAGCAGCACGACUGGCUCCGAGCCCUGGCGGAUAACGCCGUACACGGGGCCGUGGGGAUGUGGUCCUGGGCCAUCGUCAUCGGACUCAGGAAGAAGAGCGACUUUGGGGAAGUCCUCCUGGCCGGAUUUUUAGCCUCCGUCAUUGACUUGGACCACUUUUUCCUGGCUGGUUCCCUGUCCCUAAAGGCUGCUCUGAAUCUUCCGCAAAGACCUUUUCUUCACUGUUCUACUGUGAUCCCUGUAGUGGCGCUGACACUGAAGUUCAUUAUGCACCUUUUCAGGCUCAAAGACUCCUGGUGCUUUCUUCCCUGGAUGCUGUUUCUGUCCUGGACUUCUCAUCACGUCCGCGAUGGGAUUCGUCACGGCCUGUGGAUCUGCCCCUUUGGAAAGACCGCUCCCUUGCCUUACUGGCUAUACGUGACAAUUACGGCCUCCUCCCCGCAUCUCUGCUCCUUCAUCAUGUAUCUGACGGGCACCCGAGAGAUGAUGUCUAUAAAACAUGGAAUUCACAUCGAUGUCUAGGGGAAUCGGAUGGAGGUCGUGGAAGAGCGGGUGUCUUAAUGUGAAUCGUUCGGGGCAUCGACCGCCAGGAUGGAUGCAGAAACAUUUGUCCCUUCUGAAAUAGCCGGUAUCUACUCCAGCGUGGAGUCCCGUCGAGUCCUAAUUCUUCUUGCCCAAAAGAUUGAUGGUUUUACUACUUUUGUGUUCUGAAAUUUCUUUCCACAUCUGAUUUUAACACUUUCCCUUUCUCUCCCCUCUGCUUUCUCCGCUCAAGUAACAUUCCAGUAUUUAAUUUCACUUUCAAGGAAAUGUAUCGGAAGAGCACAUUUCCUUCCAGGAGGCGAUUUGAAUCCUGUUUCCGUGAAUUGGAAUGACUAAAAUGAACACUAUAAUACUUCAGCCUAAUUUAGGACAAAGAGUCAGAGUAAUUGACAUUUCAGCGACUGCUAGUAGGACGCUGUUUUAUUACAUGUGCUGCCUUGGCCUGGCAGUCACCUUGCCAAACAGAAUCUGAUGGCGGGGGAAGAAAGGAUGGGAAAAUUUCCUUUGAGAUUUUUCUAAUGGAGCAUUCGUUGAUGCAGAAGGUCAUUUGUGGCAAGAACAUGCUAAGGAUAUCAUCUAACUUUGGAAUUAAUAUCAGGAUCUCAGAAAAUCCUUGUUCAGUAAAUUACUACCCUUAAUCCUAGAAAUUUCAUGUUGGCAUUUUAGCAAAGUAUUCUUUACAAAGCCCCUUUUCCCCAAGGAGCUCAAGUAUUGAAAUUUUAAAUGGUACUGUAUUACUAUCAUUGCACUGUUUACAAAAUAAUCAAGUACAAAUCAUAGGGCCGUGUCUAGUUCUCUGAUCUCUGUUCCACAAAUAUACCACCGACAACAAUGUAAAAUGUAAGACUGAUCGUUCCAGGUGCCGUCAACCCUGUUUAAAAUAUUUUCCGAAGUGGCUGCUUAAAAUGAUUAAAACAAAGUAGUUGCUAUUUGAAAAGCCAAAGAAUGUAUUCUUCCAAAACGAAUGCGUUUUAGGUAACUUGGUUUUCCUGUUCUUUGGUAAAUGAAAGUAAAUUCACACCAAAAGCUACUGAUGUAUAAGAAAAAUGAACAGAAAGUAUGGCAUUUACACAAAUCUUAAAUUUGCCUUACUGGAUUAACUAAUACUUCGGUCUCACCCCUGUACACAGCCUCUUGUUGUCAAAAGCCAUCAGCAUUUUUGUAGGGGUAUCGACCCAUGUUAUUUUAAUUACUCAAAAUACUAAUGACUUUGUGCCUUAAUAUGUGAUAAAUUACUGAUGAUUCAUAGAGUAAUGUCUUCUCCAAAGUACAGUAUUUUUUUUUUAAUAUAGUCAGUACUGAAUUAGAGGGAAUUCACUGAAUUGUCAGAGGCCCAAGCCCUGAUCAACCCAUUAAAUCCAUUGGCUAAAGGCACUUUGUUUUGAAACCGGGUUCAACAUAUCUAGGGGCAUGUAUCAGUGCAGAGUUGUGAGACUUUUUAAAUAUUAAAUAUUAAAAUUUCAUCUCCAGGUAGUGUAUGUUUGGUUGCAAUUCUUCAGAACUAGAAAUGUAAAGAACCUCUGAUCCGGCUCAUUAAAACAAUUGUAGAAUCUUUUCUGAUUUUUGUAGAGGUCACACUGUAUAGAUUUUUAGAAUUCCCUCUCUUUUGUUCUGCAAACCACAGAACAGAGCAAAAUAGGCAUUAAGUUGUGCUGGAGCAUUGACUUUUGACUCUGUUCAGACUUUGUAAUUUCAAGUUGUCAGACUGGACUUGGAUGGAAAUGAGAUUGAGUUCAAAGUGUUAAUUUCACUGCAACAGAUGGCAUUAAAACGUUUGGCAAAGUGA
Molecule: messenger RNA, 2799 nt
Organism: Ornithorhynchus anatinus (platypus)
Lineage: Eukaryota; Metazoa; Chordata; Mammalia; Monotremata; Ornithorhynchidae
Gene: TMEM267
Product: transmembrane protein 267
Exons: 5
Coding region: 321-992 (223 amino acids)
Source: RefSeq, a predicted model, not a curated record